AUGCCACCCUGCCACCUCUCCGCGCUCUUCACCUCACUAAGUCGCGAACCGCGCCGCUGGUCCUUAACCCGAAUCCUGCACAGCAACAAUCCCAUGGACAUACAAGGUGAAUUGCUCGGGACAGCCACGUUCAAGCCCCUAGGACAGGGUACGGGUACGCAUCGCGACAUGGUGUACGGGGAGGAGGGGGAGAUGCCGAAGACAGUGGGGAUGGGAAUGGCGGGGCUGCGCUGGUCCAAAAAGUAUAUCUGGCGGUUGAGUGAGGGCGGGAAGAUGAGUGUUUGGUUUGUGAAGGUUGGAGGGUCGAAAGUGAGUGAUGAGGAAGAGGCGGAUUAUCUAUUUCAUGAGUUCGAUUUUAAGAACGAGGGUGCGGGGAAGUCGGAUGCAGCGGCUGGGGAGGAUGUGUUUGUUACUGCGCCGGUGCCCCCUGCAGUAGCUGGCGAUACAGCUGUGCUGACUGCACGUGGGAAUCAUCUCUGCAUAAACGAUAUGUAUCGCACGGCAUAUGCAUUUCGAAUUCGUCCAGAGAGCGGGGAGGUGUUAAGCUGGUCUAGUCGACAUGUGGUCAAGGGGCCGAAAAAGGAUCAGGAUAUUGUGAACGUCUACGAGUCGAUUUGA
Aspergillus ruber CBS 135680 is the source of this 618-nucleotide messenger RNA. RefSeq lists its product as uncharacterized. The transcript has a single exon. NCBI's taxonomy places the organism in Eukaryota, Fungi, Ascomycota, Eurotiomycetes, Eurotiales, Aspergillaceae. The coding region runs from base 1 to 618 and encodes 205 amino acids. The record is from RefSeq and is a predicted model, not a curated record.